This is a messenger RNA of Dothidotthia symphoricarpi CBS 119687, 2205 nucleotides long. RefSeq lists its product as uncharacterized. The transcript has 2 exons. NCBI's taxonomy places the organism in Eukaryota, Fungi, Ascomycota, Dothideomycetes, Pleosporales, Dothidotthiaceae. The record is from RefSeq and is a predicted model, not a curated record. Bases 1 to 2205 code for a protein of 734 amino acids.
AUGACCGCCAAAGCAACCAUCAGCUUCUCGCAGCCGGGCGUGCAACCACCGGUAUAUGUUGUCACGCCCCUCAGCAAUCCGCCAUGGGAGACACUUGAAUUGACCGUGGAUGAUGAGAAGAUGCCUUCUGGCGACCUCGUCUUUACUCGGCAUUUCAAUGAUGUCGGCGAGGGCAGCUACCAAUACAAGAUCCGCAUUGGAGAGGGCUAUUGGGUUCUGGACGAGUCAAAAGAGACUGCCACGGACGAACAAGGCAACCGCAACAACGUGAUCCAUGCCAAGGGUCCCCCACCUAAUAUCCGCAAGGACAGCACGACGGACGCCAGCGCAUUGUCCCAGCUACCGAGCUCCCCGGUUCCAUUCGUUGUGGUAGAGAAAGCCGCGGAUCAAGAGCAACCAGAUGUUGGCGAUGCAGAGCCACAAAAGUUACCCGUCGAUGCUGAUAAACGCGCCGCCGACGCCGAACCCGACUUUGAAGAGACCAAGGCAAGCUCUCCAGUCGAUGCGGACCCGCCGGAGCUGCCGGAGGUACCUCUGCUCGUUGUUGAGAAAACAGACAAUGAGCCUACAUAUGGAGACGAUUUCGGCGAUGACGCCACGACGGCUCAGAAGGUAGCACACGAAAUGAGAGCUGCGGAUGCAUCGCCUGAUAAGCUCGUGAUCACCCCAGAAGAUCAUGUGGAGCCUAGCACAAAGGAAGAGGAAUCUGCUCCCUUAUUUGAACACGAAACCUAUCAAACAGGCGAGCAACUACCAGAAUCUCCGUCGAUGGAGACCCCCGACGAAGAGUCUGUUCAAUCGUCCACGGACCAAACGAGCUCUAGUGGUAUUGUCCACACGCCCUCUGAAGCUGACGAGUCGCAAGAAGAUAAUGAAUUCAGCCAUGCGCCUCUGCUUCCCCAUGAGACAGGGCUUGGUAAUAGGGCUAGCGAGUUCGACCGUGUUCCACUACUCUCCCACGAGAUGGAGGACGGCACCGAUGAGUUUAGCAAUGGACCUCUUCUCUCGCACGAGACUGGCUUUAAAAAUGAUAGCGCAAUACACAGCGAUGAUGGGGAUGAGCUUGCCAAAUCCCCACUUCUAUCGCAUGAAACCGGGUUUCCGCAAUCUAAGGGUAGCGAUAUCGUCACCGAGUACAGCGAAGAGGAUUUGGAGCCACAGCCUUACACGCGGUUCGACGAUAGUCAUGAGGAGGAAAAUGGCGUUCCCCUCUUACCCCAUGAGCGCGAUAUGAGAGCUGCUAGCAUCUCCGGUUCUGAGCGGUCUAUGGAUGAUGGUUUGUUCCUCCCCAACGCACAGCCAUCAUUUGGGUACGAAACCUCUAACGCCAGGGGGCUUUUUGGUGGAGGCGGACGCUCUUCUAUCUUUAGAACAGGAACUGACAGUAGCUCCCUUCCGCACAAGCUGCCCAAGUCUGAUGAAGAGGACGACAACCUGCACGACGCUUCGCUUGAGCCCUUCCCUACUAGCCGCGAGCAGAUCCUCGAACGAGUGGCAACCAUUGGUCAUCACCUCCCAGAAGACCAAGUCGUCGACGAGCAGCAUUCCCCGCAGAUGUCUGUCAUGUCUCAGGCGUGCUCUUCGGUUGAUCUUAGGCAGAUCAAUUCGUAUGCAUCACUACCAUCUGUUCUAGAAGAAGGUGACGACGACGAGUAUGAGGCUGCGGGAGACUUCGGCUCACCAGUGAUGAUGGGUGGUCGUCAUACUCGGGUUCCAAACUCGUUCUUUGGUUUUGCACGGGACCCAAAUGCUACGCCUGUGUCAGAGGACAAUCGACGUCUGGAGUUAGUCGAAGAAGUUGAGGCUGAUGAGCCAAACACUCAUACAGCCGAGUCUAGUGAGGCUAGUAGUUUGGGCAAGAACGACGGAGCUAAGGACCUACCAACUCCUUUGGCUAAGUUGGUCGAUUCAGCGGCCACUCCCGCCAAAGUUUUGAAUUCAUUGAUCGCACCGCUCACGCCGAAAGUCGGAUCCACAUCGACCGACAAAGAGACCUCCGAGUCGGAACCUCGCCAGCGCCGUGAACUAGAGAAGGAUUCUGCGAAUGUAACUACAACCCCAUCAGCCCCUUCCGAGGAUACCAAGAACAGCAUCAAAGACAAGGUCGCUCGUAUAGUCUCGCCUGACGCGCUUCAGCGACUCGAUCGGCCUCAUAAGAGCUUCCUACAGAAUUUGUUACGCGUUGUGUUCCGCCCUGCUAGGUGA